Molecule: messenger RNA, 10227 nt
Organism: Nannospalax galili (Upper Galilee mountains blind mole rat)
Lineage: Eukaryota; Metazoa; Chordata; Mammalia; Rodentia; Spalacidae
Gene: Akap6
Product: A-kinase anchoring protein 6
Exons: 15
Coding region: 224-7084 (2286 amino acids)
Cellular component (GO): perinuclear region of cytoplasm; sarcoplasmic reticulum
Molecular function (GO): protein kinase A binding; transmembrane transporter binding
Source: RefSeq, a predicted model, not a curated record
GUUCAUCCCUGGCAUUUGUUUCUAGGGAAACUGGAGCUAACUGGGAGUGGAAAACCCCCAAUAUUGAUUCCUCAGCUUCACUGGGAAGUGGAUGUUCUCAAGUCCCCCGGCUCCUCUGUGCGCACCUGCGCCAUGCCAAGGGCGAUCCUUGCUGGAUCUCGCCGUAACCAACAUGCCACUUGCUGAAAGCUGUUUUGGAAAGAAGUGAGGCUCAGACUUCUCCAUGUUAACCAUGAGUGUGACACUUUCCCCCCUGAGGCCGCAGGACCCAGAUCCCAUGGCAACCGAUGCCUCACCCACAGCCGUCAACAUGACACCUACUGUGGAACAGGAAGAGGGGGAGGAGGCCUUGAGGGACUUAGAUUCUGAGCGACAGUACGGAAAGCCACCACCACUCCACACAGGGGCGGAUUGGAAGAUCGUCCUGCACUUACCUGAGAUUGAGACCUGGCUCCGGAUGACCUCGGAGAGGGUCCGCGACCUGACCUACUCUGUCCAGCAGGAUGCAGACAGCAAGCACGUGGAUGCGCAUCUAGUCCAGCUAAAGGACAUUUGUGAAGAUAUUUCUGACCACGUUGAACAAAUUCAUGCUCUCCUUGAAACGGAGUUCUCCCUGAAGCUGCUGUCCUACUCGGUCAACGUCAUUGUGGACAUCCACGCGGUGCAGCUCCUCUGGCACCAGCUCCGGGUGUCUGUGCUGGUUCUCCGGGAACGCAUCUUGCAAGGCCUGCAGGACGCCAAUGGCAACUACACCAGGCAGACUGACAUUCUGCAAGCUUUCUCCGAAGAGACAAAGGAGGGCCGGCUUGACUCUCUAACAGAAGUGGAUGACUCAGGGCAGUUGACUAUCAAGUGUUCUCAAAAUUACUUGUCUCUGGAUUGUGGCAUCACUGCAUUUGAACUGUCAGACUACAGUCCCAGUGAGGAUCUGCUUGGUGACCUGGGUGACGCAACCUCCAGCCAGGGCAAAACUAAACCUUUUGACUCUUGGAGCUACAGUGAGAUGGAAGAAGAGUUUCCUGAGCUGAUCCGAAGUGUUGGGUUGCUGACUGUGGCUGCUGACCCUGUCCCUUCGGGCCGUGAAGCUCUCAAGGAGGACUCCUCUCAAAUGUCUCUGUCAGAAGAGGGCAAAGGUGGAGGUCAGCAGGACGAUGCUUCCGCAGCUGAGGGGCAACCAGGCUCAGCACCCGGGACACGCUCCUCGGGAGACGUUCUGGCCGAUGCUCGGUCCUCUUCGGAGACUGAAAAGCAAGACUCUAAUUCUUGCCCACAGCUUGGUGCAAAGAACCACCGGCCUCUUCCUUGUGAAAAUACAACUCCCAAGAGGUCCAUCAGAGAGUGCUUUCACUAUAAUGAGGACUCUCCCACGCAGCCCACACUGCCGAAAAGAGGGCUUUUCCUGAAGGAAGCGGCUUGUAAGAACGGGCGGACGGGCAGCAGAGGCGAGAAGCAGACGGUUGAUCUGAACCCCGAGCUGAGCAGAAGCACCCCGGCCCUGGCGGACGCCCCGGACAGAGCCAGGCUCUGCCUGGCCCUGCAGCCCCCCUCCUCCGGCCCCGCGGCUGCCAGCCGGUCCUACGAGUGCUUGCACGAGGUCGGGGUUGGCGGUCCCGAAAACGCAGUCAAGAGCCACAGCGAAGAAGCCUCGCGCAGCCUGGGAAGGCUCACCGACUGCCGUGAAGGGAAACCUCGCCUGAAAAGGCCGCGGGUGGGUUCCGAAGAGCCCGGGCCCUGCCGGACGCCGAACCGAGGACCGGGUUCUGGAAAGCGAGCUGAAAGCGCCGGGAGCUCGGUGCGGCCGGUGCCUGCGACGACAGGACCCGGGACGGACUCGGCACCCGCAUCCUCAGCACCCGCAUGCGGCCAGACCGGCCAGGAUGGGCAGGGGCCAGCGCGGCCAGACCCCUCCUGUUCACCAUCCUUCACUGACGACGGCGAAUCCUCUGUGGGCUCAGCAGACACCGCAGCCCUAGUCCCUCUUCUUCCAAACCACGAACGCAAAGGAGGUUACUCCGCUCCAAGCCGCGUAACCCGGACCGGGCAGGUGGUGGAGGCCUGGUACGGCUCCGACGAGUACCUGGCGCUGCCGUCUCAGCUCAAACAGACCGAGGUGUUGGCUUUGAAGCUGGAAAACCUAACAAAGCUUCUGCCUCAGAGACCCAGAGGGGAGACCAUUCAGAAUAUCGAUGACUGGGAACUGUCCGAAAUGAAUUCAGAUUCUGAGAUCUAUCCAACAACGUACCAUGUCAGGAAAAAACGUACGAGGCUAGGCAGAGCGUCUCCAAGCUCAUCCAGCGACAUAGCCUCCUCCCUAGGGGAGAGCGUCGAGUCUGGCCCCCCGAGUGACAUUCUCUCUGAUGAGGAGUUGUGCAUGCCUCCCUCUGGCACGAGAAAAUACAUUGAUGAGAAAUCAGAGAGACCCUCCUCAUCUGAGAACGAGAGGCAUUCUGCCACAAAAGCUGCUUUAAUUCGGAAGCUGAUGCAAGAUAUCCAACACCAAGAGGACUAUGAAGCCAUAUGGGAAAAAAUAGAGGGUUUUGUAAACAAGCUGGAUGAAUUCAUUCAGUGGCUGAAGGAAGCCAUGGUGACCACCGAGAACUGGACGCCCCCUAAGGCGGAGACGGACAGCCUGAAACUGUACCUGGAGACACACUUGAGUUUUAAGCUGAAUGUGGACAGUCACUGUGCGCUCAAGGAAGCUGUGGAGGAGGAAGGACACCAGCUUCUCCAGCUUAUUGCAUCUCACAAAGCAGGACUGAAGGACACGCUGAAGAUGGUUGCAAGUCAAUGGCAGGCGCUGCAGAGGCAAAUCAAACAGCAGCACAGCUGGAUCCUCAGAGCUCUGGACACCAUCAAAGCCGAGAUCCUGGCUACUGAUGUGCCCGUGGAGGAGGAGGAAGGGACGGGAAGCCCCAAGGCCGAAACUCAGCUCUGCUACCUGGAAGCACAAAGAGAUGCCGUUGAGCAGAUGUCCCUCAAGCUGUACAGCGAACAGUACAGCAGCGGCAGCCGGAGAAAAGAGGAGUUUGCCGAUAUGUCGAAAGUUCAUUCAGUGGGAAGCAACGGGCUUCUGGACUUUGAUUCAGAAUAUCAGGAGCUCUGGGAUUGGCUGAUUGACAUGGAAUCCCUCGUGAUGGACAGCCACGACCUGAUGAUGUCAGAGGAGCAGCAGAAGCAUCUUUACAAGCGAUACAGCGUGGAACUGUCCAUCAGGCACCCGAAAAAGACGGAGCUGCUUAGGAAGGUUGAAGCUUUGAGGAGAGGUGGCGUUCCACUACCAAACGAGCUCCUCGAGAAAGUGGAUUCAAUUAAUGAAAAAUGGGAACUGCUUGGGAAAACCCUAAGAGAGAAUAUACAGGACACAAUGGCAGGGCACAGUGGGUCGGACCCACGUGACCUGCUCUCCCCCGAAAGCGGAAGCCUGGUAAGGCAGCUGGAGGUCAGGAUCAAAGAACUGAAAGGGUGGUUGAGAGACACGGAGCUUUUCAUCUUCAAUUCCUGCCUGAGACAAGAAAAGGAAGGAACGGUGAACUCCGAGAAGCAACUCCAGUACUUUAAGUCCCUCUGUCGUGAAAUCAAGCAGCGGCAGCGAGGAGUGGCCUCCAUUCUGCGGCUGUGCCAGCAUCUUCUGGACGACCGGGACACCUGCAAUCUGAGCGCAGACCACCAGCCCAUGCAGCUGAUCAUUGUCAACCUGGAGAGAAGGUGGGAAGCCAUCGUCAUGCAAGCUGUCCAGUGGCAAACUCGGCUACAAAAGAAGAUGGGAAAGGAAUCUGAGACUUUGAAUGUGAUUGACCCUGGAUUGAUGGACCUAAAUGGAAUGGGUGAGGAUGCCCUGGAAUGGGACGAGACAGAUAUAAGAAACAAGUUAAUUAGUGUGACUGAAGAAUCCAGUGACCCUGAUCAAGAUCCACACACACCCUCACUGAAGCUUGAAGAGACAUACCGUGAGAAUCCUGGUUAUGAGGAGGAGGCAGGUGACCACUGGGGAUCUCAGUACACCUCAGAUAUCACCGCACCUUCCAGCCCACACAUUUACCAAGUAUACAGUCUUCACAACGUCCAGCUCUCUGAGGAGAGCCAUGUGCCAUUUCUGAAAAACAACCCAAAAUUCGCAGGCACGGCACAGCACAGUGUUUUAACUAAGAGCCUCAGUAAAGAUUCCUCAUUUUCAUCUACCAAAUCUUUGCCAGAUCUUUUGGGGAGUUCCAGUUUGGUGAAGCCCUGCCCAGGCUCCAGUGGAGAUGUGAGCCAGAAUUCAGGCAGUGAUAGUGGGAUCAUCAGUGAAGGAGGUAGUGAAAUGCCUACCAACUCUGAAACAAGCUUGUUCACUGUUGUGGAUGGGUCCCCAAGUAACCCUGAAACUGAACAUCUGGACCUACCAAGGGGAGACGCUGCUAACGUGUUACAGCAACAACUUAAAGACGAGGAGCAAUGCGUUAAGCUUCCAAACCGUUGUCAGUCAUCCAUCUCACCAGUGGGUUGUGUAAAUGGAAAAGCUGGAGAUUUGAACAGUGUUACCAAACACACCACGGAUUGUGUGGCAGAAGAAUUGCAAGAAAAACACGAUGUGUUUACAUUUUAUGAUUACUCAUACCUCCAAGGCUCAAAACUCAAAUUCCCAACGAUAAUGAAACAGUCGCAAAGUGAAAAGGUACAUGUGGAGAAUCCCCUUCUUCCUGGUUUCUAUUUUGAUAAAAAAUCCUGCAAAUCUAAACAUCAGGCUUCAGAGUUACAACCGGACGCACCUCCCCACGAAAGGAUUUUGGCAAGCGCACCCCACGAAAUGGGUCUCAGCUCAUAUAAAGGUAGCGAGGCAGAGAAGGCAUUCCCUGGCAUUCAGAACGCCAGACGGCUCUCUCUCUUAUCUCGUAGUUCAUCCGUGGAAUCCCUUUCUCCAGGGGGUGAUUUAUUUAGAUUGGGUAUCUUUAAAAAUGGCAGCGACAGCCUCCAGCGAAGCACUUCUUUGGAAAGUUGGUUGACGUCCUACAAGAGCAACGAAGAUCUUUUCAGCUGUCAGAGCUCGGGGGACCUCAGUGUGAGCAGCGGCUCGCUCGGCCAGCUGAGUAAAAGGACGCUGGACCUCCUGAACCGUUUGGAGAACAUCCGCAGCCCCUCGGAGCAGAAGAUCAAGCGAAGCGUUUCCGACGUCACUCUCCAGAGCAGCUCCCAGAAGAUGUCCCUGGCCGGGCAGAUGUCCCUGGACAGAGCAUCCUCCGUCAAUGAAGACUCGGCGGCGUCCCUCACCGAGCUGAGCAGCAGCGACGAGCUCUCUCUCUGUUCCGAGGACAUCGUGUUACACAAAAGCAAGGUCCCGGCGUCCAACGCAUCGUUCAGGAAACGCCUGAGCCAGUCCGUGGCCGACGAAAGCGACGUGAACGUCAGCAUGAUCGUGAACGUGUCGUGCACCUCGGCUUGCACCGACGACGACGACGACAGCGACCUGCUGUCCAGCUCCACCCUCACCCUGACCGAGGAGGAGCUGGGCCUCAGGGGCGAGGACGACGACUCCAGCAUCGCCACCGACGAGGACAUCUACGAGGACGGCGGCCCGGUGUCGGGCCUGGACUACAUCAGGAAGGAGCUGCAGACCUGGAUGGGGCCCCGGUUCUCCCCGACCCGGGAGAAGAGACGGCGCGAUGUCACCGAGGACGCGCGUGGCGGCGGGAGGACGGGUCCUCCGGGCUCCCUGGGCGUCGAGGCCCCGCUCGGCGGCUCCGGGGAACGGCUCUCCGAGACCAACGGGAACGGCCGGAGUCCGUCCCGAACGCGGGGGCUGGCGACGAAGGGCGGAGGCGAGCGAACCGUGUGUGGAGCCGGCGACGACCCCCGCGUGGCCGACGUGGAAAACGGCAAUGUGGAGAGCGCUCCGGGAGGACGAGCGCACGGCUCCGCGGCACCCGACGGUCCUGCUCCGCACGCGGGGCUUGCAGAAGACCAGCUCGGUCCGUGCAAAGCGACCGUCGGGGGGUCGGAGGGUCCCGGCGUCGCCGCAAGGGAACGGGGCCCUGCGGACGGGACACGGCCUCCGGAGGUGGGCCCGCGUGCACCCCGCCCCGAGGACCCCAGCGCCCACUGCGCUCCCGUCCAGAACAAUCGCCCAGAACUGACGACAGAAACCGGAGUCAACAGCAGACCGGACGGCGACGAUGCACCGGGCCCGGCUGGAAAACCUGCGGGUUGCUGCCUCCUGGAAGCAGAGCAAAGUGCUUCCGACAGCGGCAGCUCUUCCUGCUGCAACUGCGAGCCAGGUGUUCCCCACCAGGAAGACGCCGAGGACUGUUCGGUGCACGACUUUGUGAAGGAGAUCAUUGACAUGGCCUCAACAGCCCUAAAGAGUAAAUCUCAACCUGAAAAUGAACUAGCUGCUCCCACUUCCUUGACCCAAAUCAAGGAGAAAGUGCUAGAACAUUCUCACCGGCCCAUUCAGCUGAGAAAGGGGGACUUCUAUUCCUACCUGUCCCUCUCAUCCCAUGACAGCGAUUGUGGAGAGGUCACCAAUCACAUGGAUGAGAAGAGCAGCCCUCCAUCACCACCGGACACCGUGGACUCUGGCUUAGAUGAAAAGGAAGACAUUGAAUGUUUCUUUGAGGCCUGUGUUGAGGAUGACCCGCAGGGAGAGAAGGCCUGUUUCUCUAGCGACCUUCCACAGGAGUCCGCAGUCCUCGAUGAAGCCCCCGUGUCGCUACCAGUGACAGCAAGCUCUCCUAUGCUCAGGGGCGUUUCUCCCUCAGCCCACGACGCAGAAGUGGUAGCCCCUUCAGGACCUCCCCAUCAGAAAGGACCUGAGGUUGGAAAGGAAGCAGAUGAUGUGUCCCAAACGUCCCAUGGCUGUGCAGACGUCUCAGAGCAUGGCACCUCUUCAAGACUGGGCAGAGAAGAGGGGAGUUCAAGCCACACAGGUGAAUCAGGAAAGCCAGAAGAAAAUAAUGCUGCUUCAGCCAGAUGGAAAGCUCAAGCCCUCUCACUGAAUGCAGGUCAGCCGAAAGGCAAGGCUGUGUUGUGCCCCAGGCCCCAAACCUUAACCUGCAAAGAAAAGCUCGUAAACUUUCAUGAAGAUCGACACAGAAAUAUGCAUAGAUAGAAUGUAAUGCCCCCAAGCAUGAAUACCAACUCAUUGAAAGAUAACCUGGUGCAGCUCAGGGUGGGCCUCAACCUCCCGCCUGCCCGGAGCUGGUCUCAGGUUCCAUCCCGCUGUCGCUGCUGCCCAUCACAUUGACUUUCCCAAGAUGAAUCCUCCUUUGGAAUAUGGUCGGCCCACACGGGCCUGGUGAUCUGGAUGUGUGCACUGGUUCCCUUUAGGUGAUCUUCUCUGAAGUUCAGUAAAGCUGCUUGUUCACCCGUGGAUUCCUGUCCCAAGCUACCUCUACCAACCCCAUCUCUCCAGCAAGACUUGUUGGUCUCCUCUCCUGCCCACCUGCUUUGAAAGCUCUGCAGUCCCCAUUAAAUUCGUUAUCCUGUCUGGAAUGACCCCUGCCAGUACUUGACUGAGUUUAUGUUUUGCUCUGAAAUUUUUAAUGGUGUAAUACCCGUGUUUAUUGAGAGAGAUUUACUUUGAAAGCUUACCCUUGAUUCAGUUGCAGCAGAGAGGACAACGUUGGUCCUUCUUUCAAAAUUAAGCAACGUUUAAAAUGCCAUUUUAUUUAUUUCCUUUUAAUAAUGAUCUAUGCAGCACUUCAAGAAACAACUAUAAUGGUGUUGUAUAUUAUAAACUGAUGACAUUCUACUAUCAUGUACAACAUUUUUGGUUUUUAUGCUUCUUGAGGUGGUAAUGAGAAAAAAGUUUUUAAAAAAGUGUGCCUUGCUGUGUCUCUCAUACCAUUUAUUAAAAAGCUGCUUUCAUGAUAAUAUUAUGUUGGUUUGAAAGGAGGAAAUAGCAAGGUUAAGAUGUGAGAAUAAUUUCUGUGUAUAUGUAUAACCUAGUAAAAACAUUAAUGUAUAAUGACAGUUUAAAAUGCUUUCAUGUUUGUGAUGUCAGUGAUGUGGAGAAUAUAAGCCUUAAACCCAUUAUAUUGCAUGGUAAUUAAAAUUGGCAUAAUAAAAAUAGUUCAUUGGGGGAAAAGGAUAAUUAAUGAUCUCUUCUACCUGUGUUAUUUACCAAAUUGUUGCAUCUGGUUCUGAAAAUAAAACAUGAUGCAGCUUCCAAAAUAUCCAUAUGGUACAAGAGGCUUAAAUUACUUAAACUACAGACUAAGCACGAAGCCUUCACAGUUUCCAAAAUCUUCCUGGUCGCUAUAAACAUUUUGAAAGAGCAAAUUAUUGAAGGUCAUUUCCCCUGAACCAACAAAAAAUUUAUACUAGAUGAUUUCAUUUCUACUUAUUAAUGAUUUAAUGACAGAUUAUGGAUAUCUUAAACAUCCUAAUUUAUUUUAAAUCAUUAUUUUGAAUGGAUUUUGUAGAUGAUAUAAAAAUGUAGAAAAAUUCGAUAUUAUUUUAUUUAGACUAUAGAUUUCAGGUGUAUUUAUUUUGUGUGACAGAAAUCAGCAGAGACAUAUUCCCGCUGGUCUUUUUUGACUUGCUAAGUGCAGUUUUUAAUUUAUAUCAUAACUCCUACUAAAGUGCCUGACACACAGUAGGUAUUCUAUUGAAAUCUGCUGAAUUGAUGUAUUGAAUUUGGUAACAUGGAUUUUCAGGUUCCCAAACCUCAAACAUGUAUAUGACUAGAAAAAGACCCGGUGCAGUGUGAAAGCACACACAGUACGUAAUCAGUUUAUAGCAGAUAUGUGACCACAGAAAUGACAAUCGUUCGUCCAACAGGUAGCUCAUUCACAUCUUUUAUCUGCAAGGUACUAUUCUAGAUCCAGGGAAUACAGCUCUGAAGGAUACACUGCCUUUGGAGGCUGACCUACAUGAGGGACGAAGUGACCACACAGAGGACAUGCAGUGUGUAGGGUUCCUGGUGAGAAAGGAAACACGUGUAGUGAAAGAGGCAGGAAGGACACGGGUAAGGGAGAAAGGAGAGAGAGGGAAGUUAGUGGGUGGAGUAUUUCGUGGUGACUUAGUGCGGGGAUAAUAGGAGAAGAGGCCCAUGGAAAAGAUGUAAUGAGAGGUGUUUUACAAAGCUAGGUUGGAGAUUUGUGUGCAAUACACUAGGUAGUAAGGGAACCUUCUAGUCUGUUUUGGGCUUGAUUUAAUUUUAGAAUUGGAACUUUAUUAGCACCAUAUUAAGAACACUUAAAUAAUGCUUGUCUAUAAUUCUACCACCAUAAUUAUGUAUUUUUAUGCCCCUUAUGACCUCUCCUGCACAUAUUUUGAGUAGGUGGUGAGCUAUUCUAAAGGGGUCUUAGGGAGAUGUCUGGUUACAGUGUUCAAGGGGAUUGCGAAGGGGCGAGAAUACAGAUAGCUGUAUGGUGAGGAGACUGCUAGAGUUGAGUCUAUACCCAAGGGCAGUGGCUUGGGAUACAGUGAAAGGAAAAUCCUACAGCCUUUGAAAUACUUAAGAACAUCUUGGACCUCUAUUGGGAUAUGGGAUUAUUUUAUGUUCUGAGGCACCCUAAAUUUUUCUUGGUUAGGAAAUAAUGCCAAGUCUGUAUCUGCUGGUAAAACAUUCAAAGAAUUAACCAGCCGUGGUGUUCUAUAUGUCUGUUAUAUAUCCAUAGAAGACCCUUAGGUAUUGAAAAUAUUUAUUGAUUAUCUACUUAGAAGUAAUACCAAAUUUUUAGGCUAAUUAACACCUUUUCCUGUUGGAAGAGAUGGAGUAGUCUUGGUCUCACACCUGUGUAAGUGCUACCUCCCUAGUUGCCAAGGAACACAGCUCAUUUGGUUUCUACUGACUCACACCAACUCUUUCUCCACACCUCCUGUGACAAUGGUUUGUUACCUGCUAAAGCAAACCCUCUCACUGCUGGGCAUGUGUUUCUGUUAAAUGCUUUCCUAGGAUGCUGAGGUCCACACAGUGCCCCCACGCCACCUUUAAUUCAGUUCACUGGUCCGAGUUAGAUCUUACAGAGCAGCAGCUUGGAGUGUUUUCUAUGGCCUCCGUCUCAUGGCAGCCCUGCAGGUGACUGAGGUCGGUUAUUCACUCUCCUCCAACCGCCCCUCUUAUGCCAUGAUCUUCGGAUCCAUUUCAACCUGACUGAAUCUUUAACGGGCAGAAUCCUUGACGCUGAAGGACUGUCGGACUGUCGCCAUCAUACCUUAGAAGAGUAUCAUUAAGUGCUAAGUUUUCUCUAAAAUAUAUUCGAGAUAUAUGUUUAUUAUUGUAAAUUUCAAUAAAUAAAUAAACAA